Molecule: messenger RNA, 1320 nt
Organism: Cercopithifilaria johnstoni
Lineage: Eukaryota; Metazoa; Nematoda; Chromadorea; Rhabditida; Onchocercidae
Source: the annotation of a GenBank genome assembly
AUGGCUACUUCUAUUACUACAUUGGUUGAGGAAAUGCCACUGGCACAUGUGGUUGACAGUAAAUUUGUUGAUAAAGUUUGUGCCCAUUGCAUGAUACCAACAUGGGAAAGAGACAUUGAAGGAAAACUAAGUCGAUGUGCUCAUUGUAAAUUCACCCAUUACUGUAAUAUAAAGUGCCAGAAGAAGGAUUGGCUUAUUCAUAAGAUAGAAUGCUCAUAUUUGUCACGUGUGGCGCCACGUGUUCCCGAAUCAAUACCUCGAUUAAUAGGUCGCAUAAUCACGACAUUACAAUACUGUAGUGUUAAGAAUCGUGCUUUCAAUGGACGUGUUUUUGCUUCCUUAAAAAGUCAUGUUGCUGAUAUCGAGAAAGAUGAGGAAAAGAGAAAUGGGUUCAUAUCCAUUGCACAUGUAAUCAAAGAUUAUCUUCCAUUAGGCGAGAUGCCAUCCAGCAGUGAACUAUUCGAUAUUUUUUGUAAGAUUUUGAUCAAUGCAUUGGUAAUUACAGACUCGUGUUUGAAUAGAAUUGGCCUUGCAGUUUAUCUAGGACUUUCAGCUUUGGAUCAUAGCUGUAAACCGGAUGCUUUUAUCAUUUUCAGUGGCACGAAAGCAAUCUUAAGAUCCUUGAAUAAAAAUAUAAAGGAGUACAGCGAUAAUCUGCUCAUUCCAUACUGUGACUUGAUGGAUCUUAAGUCUACACGAUGUGAAACUCUGCAAAAGCAGCACAAUUUUACAUGUAAUUGUGAAAUUUGUCAGGAUUUUGAGAUCGAUCGGCAGAAGUGUUCUUUACGAUGUAGCAAGUGCAAAGAUGGUUUUUGUCCAUAUAGUCCUGAAGAUGAUCAUGCAGAAGCACGAUGUAAAGUUUGUGACCGAAUAUCAGUUUUCAAUAUUGAUCAUUUGCAAAAAUUGUACCAACAACUGACAACUCACGAAUCAGCAAAAAAAAGUCUAAACGAGCUGAUAGAUUCAUAUCACGAAUUUGAAGAAGUUUUUUCGCCAUAUAACGUUCCUCUUUGUAAAUUUGCUGAAAAUAUUAUGAUCAGAGCGGUGAAUAAUGAAAAGUACGAUGAAGCAGUGGAGUAUGCCGAAAAGACUCUCCUUUGCUACAGGACAUAUUAUCCAAAAGGUCAUCCUUCGCCUUCAGUGCGCAUGUUUGAAUAUGCAAAGUUAUUAAUGCUACAGUGUAGUCAGGAAUCCCUUCCUGUGUCACGAAAGGCUUUUAAAAUGAUAUGCGAAAGCUAUGGUUCUGACAGUGCUUUUGCGUUUAACGCUGCCAGAUUAAUAAAUGACUUAGAAAAAAAUGUAGCUGCUGCUUCGUCGUGA